AUGGACGGGGAUCCCGGUCAGGAGCUUUCUGGCGGUGCUGGUAUGAGUCUCUUUUCUUUCUCGGCGUUGGCUGGGAUUCUUCGGCAUAUAUACUGGUAUGAACAUUUUGAGAUUCGCGCAGAUGGAUGCCCCGCCGUCUGGAGAUACGAUGCGCGGGUUAUGCCCGUCGUUGGCGGACAUCGAUAUACUCCUUCGACAGCUGUCUUCCUCAACGAGGUGGUAAAGCUCGCAAUCGCCCUUACGGCUGCUCUGUAUGAGCUCUCUUUUGCGGCUCACACUUCUACGACCGCCACGUCUCUAUUCAUCACCCUUUCUUCCAAAGUAUUCUCCGGCGAUAGCUGGAAACUAGCAAUACCUGCCAUAUUUUACACCAUUUCAAACUCGUUACAAUAUGUUGCGAUGUCUAACUUGGAAGCUGCCCGCUUCCAGGUUACCUACCAGCUGAAGAUCAUUAUGGGCGCAAUAUUUGCUGUAGCUGUCUUGCGCAGGAGUCUCGCACCUGGGAAAUGGGCGGCUCUGUUCCUUCUUUUAGCUGGCGUUGUGAUCAUGCAUUUACAACUUUCCUCUGAUCCGAUGGACCCGGAUAACCACAGACACGUAAACAUCCGUCGUUCGCUGACUGAUUUGUCUAAUAUAUUUGUUGGGCGGGCCGAGGAAGAAGCUGCUCCCAAGCUGACCAAACGAUCGGCCACCUACGAGGGUAUCAUUGAAGAUAUGAUGCUCGCUCACCCACGCCUAAACGGGAAUAUUGGUGUUUUAGCUACCAUCGGAGCCUGCAUUUCGUCUGCAUUCGCUGGGGUGUCGUUCGAAAGAGUCCUCAAGGACAGCCAUACAUCCACUUCAAUCUGGAUACGGAAUGUGCAGCUAGCCAUAUAUUCGAUCUUUCCCGCAUUAUUCAUUGGAGUUGUAUUCACUGACGGAGAGAAAAUCGCCAAGGCUGGCUUCUUCCAAGGAUACAACUGGGUUGUAUGGGCAGUGAUCAUCUCCCAAGCUGUCGGAGGAAUCGCAACUUCGUUUUGCAUGACUUUUUCAGACAGCUGGUUGAGGCUUGCUCCUGGAGGGAUGAGCAUUGUCUUAAGCACGUUAAUCAGCAUCUGGUUCUUUGAGUUCAGCGCGUCAAUUAAUGUGAGUUUCAUGCUUCCUCCCCUCUCACCCUAUUGCAUUGAUAUGCUCACACAUCUCCAGUUCAUCCUCGGCACUGCGAUCGUUCUUUCAGCAAUUUACAUUUUCCUCCCUGGAAUGCAAGCAGGGAAAUCCAUCAAUGGCUUACGCGUUCCUCCUAUCCGCGUACAUCCAGCGGAGAAAUCAGGCAAACCCUCCAAGAUAGAGAUUGAUGACACAGUCUCACCGCCCGACGAUUUCUCUAUCAAGUUACCUACCACACCUCUCCUAUCCGAGACAGGAAUGAGUACCUCCCGGCCCAGCUCUCCAAACCGCCACCACUCGCGUGUCCAUUCCUCUCGAGGUUCCUACUUCCCCAAACAAGGCCGUGAUACCUAA
Messenger RNA from Arthroderma uncinatum, 1500 nucleotides. RefSeq names its product udp-galactose transporter. Lineage: Eukaryota; Fungi; Ascomycota; Eurotiomycetes; Onygenales; Arthrodermataceae. The coding region runs from base 1 to 1500 and encodes 499 amino acids. The record is from RefSeq and is a predicted model, not a curated record. Gene Ontology annotation, biological process: pyrimidine nucleotide-sugar transmembrane transport. The transcript is spliced from 3 exons. Gene Ontology annotation, molecular function: UDP-galactose transmembrane transporter activity. Gene Ontology annotation, cellular component: Golgi membrane.